UUGUUCGGCUGAUUUCGGUCCCACCUCUUGUUUAAGGCCCCCGAAUUCAGAGCGCGGAUUUAAGCCAAGGGAGAAAGGGAGAGGAAGGGAAGCGGCGGUUGGGGAGAGUCUCCAACUCCUGAGUAAAUUGCGAAUCGGCGGGUGGGUGAUUCCAAGCUGCGCUUGAUGCCUCUCGGCCCGCCCCGUGGCUGCGCGGAGAGCCCGCCCCUGCGCCCCGCUGAUUGGCUGUACCGCCCCGCGCGUCACGCUCUUUUGUCUCAGUGGGCAGAGGCUAAAAGGCGGCGUCUGGCGUGGGAACCUCGCUGCCUCUACUUGGCUACCCCUUCUGUGCGGCCGUGGGAAGCGGCUCGGGCGCGCAGCUCGGGUUUGCUCGGAGCGGCAGAGGAGGCGCCCGUCUUUUUCCCCUUGCAGGGCGGCGGACGCGGACUCACAGCUACCGACGCCUGGGCAUCCGUUGUCCAUCAGCAGGUCAUCGAAGCCAAAGCCGAACUUGAAAUCCGUGUAGCUGGUUGCAGAGCUGUCUUGACGCCCUGAGGACCCCGAUCGGCGACCCUUAGUGGACAGAGGCCGACUGGACCCCGGAGGCGAGAUUUCGCAGCGCUGACUGCAGAGGCUGGAACUGAAACAAAGGCGUGCACUUGUUCCUGAGAUCCUUCCCUACUGAGAUACAAGGAAGGCAGAGUCCUGCACAUUGCUUUGGAGAUUCCUCCUGCAGAUUAGGCUUCUCUGAAAAGCCUGAGCAUUUUGUUACCUUCAGAUAGCCAGUCAUUGUCAGUCAUGGCUAGCAUCUUUGCACAUGUGUUUAACAGCCGGGGCCGGAACGCACGCUUGCCACCUUGGGCCCAUUCCAUGCUGAGGUCCCUGGGGAGGAGCCUUGCUCCUUUAAUGGCCAGAUUGACAGAGAGAAACUUAAAGUUGUUCUCUGGAAGGGCGAUGCCAGCCCAGGGGGAAGAAACUUUUGAAAACUGGCUGAUUGAGGUCAAUGGGGUCUUGCCAGAUUGGAAUCUCUCUGAGGAGGAAAAGCUCAAGCGCUUGAUGAAAACCCUUAGGGGCCCUGCCAGGGAGGUCAUGCGCUUGCUCCAGGCAGCCAACCCCAACCUAAGUGUGGCAGAUUUCUUGCGGGCCAUGAAACUGGUGUUUGGGGAGUCUGAAAACAGUGUGACCGCCCAUGGUAAAUUUUUUAACACCCUGCAGGCGCAAGGGGAGAAAGUGUCUCUUUAUGUGAUCCGUUUAGAGGUGCAGCUCCAGAAUGCUAUUCAGGCGGGGGUCAUAGCUGAGAAAGAUGCAAACCAGGCUCGCCUCCACCAGCUCCUUCUAGGGGCUGAGCUGAACAGGGACCUGCGCUUCAGGCUUAAGGAUCUUCUCAGGAUGUAUGCCAAUGAGCAGGGGCAUCUUCCCAAUUUCCUGGAGCUAAUCACGAUGAUAAGGGCGGAAGAGGAUUGGGAUAGCACUUUUAUUAAACGAAAGCGGCCCAAAAGAUCUGAGUCAGUCUUGGAGAGGGCAGCUAACCCUGUGGCAUUUCAGGGCCCCAGUGCUAACUGCAGCUUGAUAGAGAUAGACGAUACCCUUGAUGCCCUUGAUGACUCGGAUGAGGAUGUGAUCCUGGUGGAGCCUCGGGACCCUCCACUUUUAUCCAUGGCUGCUUCUGCCCCCACAUACAGGGACAGAGCUCAGGAUCAGGUGCUGAUCGCUGAUUCCCCCGACAGUUCCUGGGCCCAAUCUCCUUCCACCAGUGGGGGUGCUGGGUAUAAGAGUGAUGGUGCUGAGGAUAAGCGUAAGGCCAGGAAGCGAAAAUACACAGUUUGCUGUUUAUGUUGUGGUGAAGACGGCCACUCAAAAGAAACUUGUGAGAGCAACAAGGCCCAGGUUUUUGAGAAUCUCAUUAUUACCCUGCAGGAACUGACACACACUGAGGAGGAGGAGGAGGAGGAGGAGGAGGAGGAGGAGGAGGAGGAGGAGGAGGAGGAGGAGGAGGAGCUAAAACAGGUCUGUGGUGAACACAGUGACCCCUCUGAGCCACAGAGAGGUGCUAACUCCCAGCCCUAA
Messenger RNA from Loxodonta africana (African savanna elephant), 2046 nucleotides. It is a transcript of the gene ZCCHC12, whose product is annotated as zinc finger CCHC-type containing 12. The record is from RefSeq and is a predicted model, not a curated record. Gene Ontology annotation, cellular component: nucleus. Lineage: Eukaryota; Metazoa; Chordata; Mammalia; Proboscidea; Elephantidae. The coding region runs from base 778 to 2046 and encodes 422 amino acids. The transcript has 4 exons.